Molecule: messenger RNA, 1634 nt
Organism: Xyrauchen texanus (razorback sucker)
Lineage: Eukaryota; Metazoa; Chordata; Actinopteri; Cypriniformes; Catostomidae
Gene: acta1a
Product: actin alpha 1, skeletal muscle a
Exons: 7
Coding region: 146-1279 (377 amino acids)
Source: RefSeq, a predicted model, not a curated record
UUAAUGGUUGUCCGAAGAGCUGGAAAAGAAGAGGACGGGUAUAUAAGAUAGCGGCGUGUGCUGGUCAUUGUCUAGCAGGAGCCUGCGGCGUUUGAGUUUGACUUCAGCACUAGUCUGAGCAGGAACAUUCACAGAACCUAUCAAGAUGUGUGACGAUGAGGAGACUACUGCUUUGGUGUGCGACAACGGCUCCGGCCUGGUCAAGGCUGGCUUCGCUGGUGACGACGCCCCCAGGGCUGUCUUCCCUUCCAUCGUUGGCCGCCCUCGUCACCAGGGUGUCAUGGUCGGUAUGGGUCAGAAAGACUCCUAUGUUGGAGACGAGGCUCAGAGCAAGAGAGGUAUCCUGACCUUGAAGUACCCAAUCGAGCAUGGCAUCAUCACCAACUGGGACGACAUGGAGAAGAUCUGGCACCACACCUUCUACAACGAGCUCCGUGUGGCCCCUGAGGAGCACCCCACCUUACUCACUGAGGCCCCGUUGAACCCCAAGGCCAACCGUGAGAAGAUGACCCAGAUCAUGUUUGAGACCUUCAAUGUUCCUGCCAUGUACGUGGCCAUCCAGGCCGUCCUGUCGCUGUAUGCUUCUGGCCGUACCACUGGUAUUGUACUGGACUCCGGUGAUGGUGUGACCCACAAUGUACCCAUCUAUGAGGGUUACGCUCUGCCCCACGCCAUCAUGCGUCUGGACUUGGCCGGUCGCGAUCUGACAGACUACUUGAUGAAGAUCCUGACUGAGCGUGGAUACUCUUUCGUCACAACUGCGGAGCGUGAGAUUGUGCGUGACAUCAAGGAGAAGCUGUGCUACGUUGCCCUGGACUUCGAAAAUGAGAUGGCCACUGCCGCCUCCUCUUCCUCCCUCGAAAAGAGUUACGAGCUUCCUGACGGUCAGGUCAUCACCAUCGGUAAUGAACGUUUCCGUUGCCCCGAGACCCUGUUCCAGCCUUCCUUUAUCGGUAUGGAGUCUGCUGGCAUUCACGAGACUGCUUACAACAGCAUCAUGAAGUGUGACAUUGACAUCAGGAAGGACCUGUAUGCCAACAACGUCCUGUCUGGUGGUACCACAAUGUACCCUGGUAUUGCUGACCGCAUGCAGAAGGAGAUCACAGCCCUGGCUCCUAGCACAAUGAAGAUUAAGAUCAUUGCUCCCCCUGAGCGCAAGUACUCCGUAUGGAUCGGCGGUUCCAUCCUGGCCUCCCUGUCCACCUUCCAGCAGAUGUGGAUCACCAAGCAGGAAUACGAUGAGGCUGGUCCCAGCAUCGUCCACCGAAAGUGUUUCUAAACGCCCGGCCCUCCAUCUCAUUACUGCGUCCUGCUCGGGAACCGAGCGAUUGCUCCUUGUCGGACAUUGUAUUCUACAGUCGUUAUUUUUCGAAUGACACUUUUGCAGUUGCUUGAUGUCGUAGGAGCAGCUGUGAAGAUAAACUGAGAAAAGUACCAAGCAUGCUCUCUUGCACAGAAAUGUAUUUAUUACUGAUUUACAUGGUUUUGUAUUUUGGUGAAUGCUGUUUGAAAUGGAAUGACCCUGCUCCCUUAGAUUCCAGUGAUGCUGACACUGCCAUUUGUUUACCCUCCCCAGUUGAUGACCAACACAUCACACACCAACAGAUUAAUAAAACUUAAACUUUAUUUUUAAA